Messenger RNA from Medicago truncatula (barrel medic), 742 nucleotides. RefSeq names its product 30S ribosomal protein S16-1, chloroplastic. Gene Ontology annotation, biological process: mitochondrial translation. The record is from RefSeq and is a predicted model, not a curated record. The coding region runs from base 117 to 494 and encodes 125 amino acids. Gene Ontology annotation, cellular component: ribosome; small ribosomal subunit. Lineage: Eukaryota; Viridiplantae; Streptophyta; Magnoliopsida; Fabales; Fabaceae. Gene Ontology annotation, molecular function: structural constituent of ribosome. The transcript has 5 exons.
AGAUAAGAGGAUUGGGAGGGAACGGUAACUGCUAUGCUAUCGCAUAAAGGGAUAGAUAGAGAGAGCAAAAACACAUUCAUUCAUUGUUCCAUCGAACCCAACCAGCCAGGUGAAAAAUGGUGGUGAGUAUUCGAUUAGCAAGACUUGGAUGCACACACAACCCAUUUUAUCGGGUUGUUGUUACUGACAGCAAAUGUGCUAGAGAUGGCAAGAACAUCGAAGUUGUUGGUUACUACAAUCCCCUUGCAGCUAAAGAUGAUGAGAAAAGAGUGAACAUCAAACUUGAAAGAGUGAAGUAUUGGCUUUCUGUUGGUGCUCAACCUUCAGAACCUGUGGAGAGUCUUUUAUUCAAGGCAGGUUUACAAGUGAAACGGAAAGGUGGACUGUCUGGUAGCUACCCUGUUGAUACCCCAAAUGAAGAGCAGCCGUCCAAUGACAAAGAAGUUGAUGGUGUAUCUCCAGAAGCUGUAUUUUCUAUCGGCUUACAAGUUUAACUGAGGGAAUAACAGACAUAUGUUUGGAGAAGGUGGGUUGUGUUGCGAGCUUGUCCUCCAUUGCAAAUCGUCAACUGUUUUUGUAUUCUGAAAGUUAGUUUGAAGAUGCACGUACAAUAUUUGAUUUAUUCCUCUACCUGUCAUGUAUGCAUGCUUGACAUUGCUGUCUACUCUUUAAGUCAACUUUUAUGUUUGUUAACUGCUUGAUCAUGAGGAUUCAUUUUGAAUAUCAUCCUCUUGUUUGCUUA